AUGUCCCUCGUCGCGCGUCUCUCCCUAAUCGCAGGGGCCGCACUCUCCCUCGGGAGACCGGGUCUAGGUGCACCCUGGUCGCCUCCUCCGCACCAGUGUCCCAAUGGCCAGUUUGUUGUCGAGCUCCAGCCUGCUGAGCAUAUUGUCAAGCGUCCCAUCGACAUCAACACUUACUGCCCUCGUCCCACGGAGAUUCCCAUCGACGAUGAUCUGACCCUCACCGUCCGUGAUGCUCCGACCUCAAUCGUUACCCGCGUAACUUGCAUUGAGAAGAUCUAUACGACUUACACUAAGAUUCGACCUGGUCAUGGAACUUGGGAGGGUCCCUGGGCCACCGCUACCGCCAUUGGCUGUAACCACUGUCCUAACGGAGGCUUCCCCAUUCCCCCUCUGUAUGGAGGAGGUCGUGGAACCGUCUGGAUUCAGCCGACCAACGGUGCUCAACCCAGCUUCAACGGUCCAUUCUCUACUACGACUCUCCAAUGUGACAACUGCGGCGGCCCCCAGGCAAUUAGCAUUACCCUGCCUCCUUCGCGUCCAGGUGGACCGGGAACCGUCAUUGUUAUCCCUGCCGCCACGACUGAGCCCUUUGACGGUCCCUAUGUUACCCUGACUGCUCCUUACACCGGAACGGCGCCCACGACUGUCAACCUUCCUCCUGGUCCUGGCGACUCUACUGGAACUGCUAUUGUUUUCGAUCCUGCGGUUUCCGAGGCUGAUUUCACUGGUCCCUUCACAACCCUGACGGCUGCCCAUACUGGCACUGCCACCAGCACCCUCAGCCUUCCACCUGGCCCUGGCGAGUCAACCGGCACUAUCGUCAUCCUGGCCCCCGAAACUCCUGCUCCUGAAUUUACGGGCCCUUAUACAACUGUUGCCGGUGUCCACACCGGCACUGAUACCACGACCUUGAGCCUUCCGCCCGGCCCUGGGGAUUCGACUGGUACCGUGGUUGUUCUCUCUCCUGAAACGCCCGCACCUGAGUUCACUGGUCCAUUCACUACCCUCACUGGGGCUCACACAGGCACCGGCACGAGCACGCUCAGCCUGCCCCCGGGACCCGGUGACGAAACCGGCACCAUCGUGAUCUUGGCCCCCGAGACCCCUGCUCCCGAGUUCACUGGCCCCUACACGACCGUCGCUGGCGUUCAUACUGGAACGGAUACUACUACGCUCAGUCUGCCCCCCGGACCUGGUGACUCGACUGGGACUGUGGUUGUUCUAUCCCCUGAGACGCCCGCCCCUGAGUUUACCGGUCCGUUCGUGACGAUUUCUGCCGAGCAGACUGGAACUGAGGCUGGCACGUUCACUCUGCCGCCUGGUCCUGGAGCUGAAACCGGCACCGUCGUGGUUGUUGGCCCAGCUGCGCCCACUCCUGAGUUUACCGGACCUUUUACUACAGUUUCCGGCGUGCAUACUGGUACGGAUACCACGACUGUCAGCCUUCCUCCUGGCCCUGGCGAUGAGACUGGAACGGUUAUUGUUCUUUCUCCCCAAACUGCCGCUCCUGAGUUCACUGGUCCCUUCACUACUAUUGCCGCGGAACAGACCGGCACUGAAGCUGGCACGUUUACCUUGCCCCCCGGCCCUGGUGAUGAGACUGGCACAGUCGUUGUUGUGACCCCUCGCUCGUCCUUUACUGGUCCUCUUACCACUCUUACGGCCCCUCAGACCGGUACUGAAGUUGGAACUUUCACUGUCCCCCCCGGUCCCGGUGAUGAGACUGGAACAGUCAUUGUUGUUGGUCCUCAGAGCACCUUUACUGGUCCUCUCACCACUCUUACUGCUCCCCAGACCGGGACGGAAGUUGGGACUUUCACCUUGCCCCCUGGCCCUGGUGAUGAGACCGGAACAGUCAUCGUUGUUGGUCCUCAGAGUACCUUCACUGGUCCGUUUACCACGCUCACUGCGCCCCAGACUGGCACUGAAGUUGGAACUUUCACGCUUCCUCCGGGCGAGGGCGAUGAGACUGGAACUGUUGUCGUCGUUGGCCCUACCUCUUCCUUCACUGGCCCUCUCACUACUAUUACUGCUCCUCAAACCGGAACCGAGGCCGGCACUUUCACGUUGCCCCCUGGCCCCGGUGACGAGACUGGCACUGUUAUUGUCGUAGGCCCCCAGUCGACGUUCACUGGCCCAUUCACGACGAUCACCGCUCCUCAAACGGGCACUGAAGUCGGAACCUUUACCGUGCCCCCUGCUGAUGGUGACGAGACUGGUACUGUUAUCGUUGUUGGCCCUCAGUCGACCUUCACUGGACCCUUCACAACUGUCACUGCUCCCCAAACUGGCACUGAAACCGGCGUGAUCACAAUCCCCCCUGGCCCUGGCGAUGAGACUGGCACUGUUGUUGUCCUCGCACCUCAGACGGCGGCGCCCAGUUUCACCGGUCCUUUCACAACCAUCACGGGUCAGCAUACUGGAAGCGAAACCACCACCGUCUCCCUGCCUCCUGGCCCCGGUGAUGAGACUGGUACUGCCAUCGUCCUUGUUCCUGAGCCGACCUCUGAGCCUGCCUUCACUGGUCCCUUCACCACUAUUACUGGCGGAGGUUAUCCUGGCCCCGAACCCACCACCCUCACCUUCACGCCUACUGACGGUUCGGGCACGGGUACGGUUAUUGUCUUAACGCCCACUGCCGCUCCUACCGAUGAACCUACCACUGGGGGUUCGACCGUCGAGCCCUCCGAGACCGACAGUACUCCUAGCACCACGGAUCUUUCCACCGAGGACGUCAGCGAUUUGAGCACUGCCAGCUCUGCGCCCUCUGACACCGAGUCCCCCACCACUGAUAUUUCCACCGGUGACCUCUCGUCUGUGACCACUGGCAGCUCUCAGCCUUCCGAGACCGAGACUCUCUCUACUGGCACCUCCCCUAGCGAGUCCGCCUCGGACACUACAGUCGAGCCUUCUAGUUCGGAAACCGCUCCUACCGGCUCCGAGACUGAACCGACUACCGAUGUUCUACCCACGGACACUCAGAGUUCUACUGAGGGUCCCGAGGCUACCUCGACUACCGGAGGACCUGAGGAAACAUCCGCGACGGAGACUCCUUCCUCUUCCGACCAGCCGACCGAGAAUCCUUCGUCUUCUGAGCAGCCCACCGAGACACCUACUGAGAAUCCCUCUUCGUCCGAGCAACCAUCAGAGACUCCUACUGAGACUCCCUCUUCCUCCGAGCAGCCAACUGAGAAUCCUUCUUCAUCUGAGGAGCCCACCGAGAUCCCCAGCACUACCGAGGAGCCCACAGAAACUCCCACAUCUUCUGACGAAACAACGGAGACUCCCAGCUCUACUGAGGAGCCCACCGAGACUCCUAGCUCGACUGAAGAGCCUACGGAAAUUCCCACAUCUUCUGAAGGACCCUCGGAGGCUCCUAGCUCUACUGAGGAACCAACCGAAACCCCUACUUCUACUGAGGAGCCUACCGAAACUCCUACAUCUUCAGAAGAACCCACUGAGACUCCCAGCUCCACUGAGGAGCCGACUGAGACGCCCAGCUCGACUGAAGAGCCCACCGAGACUCCUAGCUCGACUGAAGAGCCUACGGAAACUCCUAGCUCUACAGAGGAACCAACCGAGACGCCUAGCUCUACGGGAGAACCUACAGAAACCCCCAGCUCUACUGAGGAGCCCAGCUCUACAGAGCCGACCGAGACGCCUACGGAGACUUCCGAUACUCCCACCAGCACUCCCACCGCGCCACUCCUGUGUCCCUCAAUGCCCGAACCUUGCAGCACGCUCGAAACAGUCACGAAUCCUCUGGAGUAUGUGGCCAGAAUUGGUCUUUGCACGACAGCUCUUGGCGUCUUCGGUGCGGGUGAAGCCGCCAUCUGUUUGACUGAACUCAAUCCCAUCGACGUGUUUAACUGCUUGACCGAUCUCUACGACAACUACUGCAUUACGGAGCUUCCCGUAGAGUGUACAGAGCUUGGCGACCCCGGUCUUGUCGACUUCACUAUUAAUCUGGCCACUUGCGCUACUAAGCUCGGUCCUUGGGCUAUUGGCACAGCCGCCACAUGUUUCAGCUCUUCUUGGAGUAACGGUCAAGAAGCUCUGGAUUGUAUCAACACUGCUCUUGGGUUUGAUUCCGGAUCUUCGCCGACUUCGCCGGUUGCGACUGAGACGCCUACCCUCUCCGAGCCCGUCGUGACUCCUACCGCCACGUUCACUCCUCCUGUUAUCGCUGGACCUGGCUGUCCUGAAAUGCCCGCACCCUGCAGCGCCCUUGAGACGUUGACCAAUCCCUUAGAAUACGUAACCGCGAUUGCGGCCUGUACUACGGCGCUCGGCGUGUUCGGCACCGGGCAGGCUGCUGUUUGUGUGGCUGAGCUUCUGCCUUCCGAUGUCUUCACCUGUUUGGACGAUCUGUUCCAGAGCUUCUGUCUUACGGAGCUUCCCGAGGAGUGUACUAGCCUCGCAGACCCUGGCCUCGUCGACUUUACCGUCAACCUGGCUGCUUGCGCUGUUACGCUCGGUCCCUGGGCUACGGGUACUGCCGCUGUCUGCUUCAGUUCUAGCUUCGGCAACGGCCAGGAUGCCUUGGAUUGUAUCACUCAGAAUCUCGGCCUCGCUUAA
Scedosporium apiospermum is the source of this 4578-nucleotide messenger RNA. RefSeq lists its product as uncharacterized. NCBI's taxonomy places the organism in Eukaryota, Fungi, Ascomycota, Sordariomycetes, Microascales, Microascaceae. The transcript has 2 exons. The record is from RefSeq and is a predicted model, not a curated record. Bases 1 to 4578 code for a protein of 1525 amino acids.